Messenger RNA from Globicephala melas (long-finned pilot whale), 12721 nucleotides. RefSeq names its product synergin gamma (gene SYNRG). Gene Ontology annotation, cellular component: clathrin coat of trans-Golgi network vesicle. The record is from RefSeq and is a predicted model, not a curated record. Lineage: Eukaryota; Metazoa; Chordata; Mammalia; Artiodactyla; Delphinidae. Gene Ontology annotation, molecular function: protein binding.
GCUGCUGGGAAGGUGGCAGCGGUGGCGGUGGCGGCGGCGGCGGCGGCGGGCCCGGAGCAAGAUGGCGCUGCGGCCGGGAACGGGAGCUGGCGGCGGCGGGGCCGCGGGAGCUGGCGCGGGGGCUGCCGGGGGCGGCAGCUUCAUGUUUCCAGUUGCAGGUGGAAUAAGACCCCCUCAAGCAGGUCUGAUGCCGAUGCAGCAACAAGGAUUUCCUAUGGUCUCCGUCAUGCAGCCUAAUGUGCAAGGCAUGAUAGGAAUGAAUUACAGCUCUCAAAUGUCCCAGGGACCUAUUGCUAUACAGGCAGGGAUACCAAUGGGACCAAUACCAGCAGGAGGAAUGCCUUACCUGGGACAAGCACCAUUCCUAGGAAUGCGUCCUCCAGGCCCACAGUACACUCCAGACAUGCAGAAGCAGUUUGCCGAGGAGCAGCAAAAACGAUUUGAACAGCAGCAAAAGCUCUUAGAAGAAGAAAGAAAAAGACGCCAGUUUGAAGAGCAGAAGCAAAAGCUCAGACUUCUGAGUAGUGUGAAACCCAAGACAGGAGAGAAGAGUAGAGAUGAUGCUUUGGAAGCCAUAAAAGGAAACUUAGAUGGGUUUUCCAGAGACGCUAAGAUGCAUCCUACUCCGGCAUCACACCCUAAGAAACCAGAUUAUCCCACAUCAUUUCAUUCUGCUAAAACUGUCUCCCCAUCACCUGCCUUUCUUGAUGAAGAAGAAUUCAGUGACUUUAUGCAGGGGCCUGGUGAAGCUCCCACAUGUGGGUCUUCUUCCACUUCCCAGCCUUUUCAGUCUUUCCACCCCACCACUCCACUUGGCCAGUUGCAUGCUCAGAAGGCUGGAGCACAGUAUAUCCCUCCAGGUCAGAGUCCAGUGUCUGUUGCCUUACAUGGUGUCCCUGGGCAAAUUCCGUAUUUCUCUACUGCUUCAACCUCAUACAAUAUGCAGAAAGCAGGCCCUUCCUUGGAGGAGAAGCUCCUAGUAUCUUGUGAUAUAAGUACAUCGGGGCAGGAACAAAUUAAAUUAAAUACUUCUGAAGUUGGGCACAAAGCCCUAGGCCCAGGUUCCAGUAAGAACCAUCCCAGUUUAACGGCCAAUAACGGGGGUGCUGUAGAUGGACGUGUAAGUGGUACCACUACCGCAGAGGCAGAAAAGACUUCAGACCAAAACCUGUCCAUUGAGGAGAGUGGUGUGGGAGUAUUUCCCUCACAGGAUCCUGUUCAGCCCAGAAUGCCUCCUUGGAUAUACAAUGAAAGUUUGGUUCCAGAUGCAUAUAAGAAAAUUUUAGAAACCACAAUGACUCCGACUGGAAUAGAUACUGCUAAACUUUAUCCCAUCCUGAUGUCAUCUGGACUUCCCAGGGAAACUCUUGGACAGAUAUGGGCCUUAGCUAAUCGAACCACACCUGGCAAACUUACUAAAGAAGAACUUUAUACUGUUCUCGCCAUGAUAGCAGUAACACAGAGGGGUGUUCCUGCCAUGAGUCCCGAUGCUUUAAAUCAGUUUCCAGCGGCUCCUGUUCCAACUUUAAGUGGCUUUCCUAUGACUUUGCCUACUGCUGUGAGUCAGCCAACUGGGAUGCCUUCAGGCCCUGCAGGCUCCAUGCCCCUCACCCUCGGACAGCCAGUCAUGGGCAUUAAUCUUGUUGGACCAGUCGGGGGAGCUGCAGCCCAGACUCCCAGUGGCUUCAUGUCAACUUACCCUGCAAAUCAGGUUGUCAAACCAGAAGAAGAUGACUUCCAGGAUUUUCAAGAUGCUUCCAAGUCAGGAUCCCUUGAUGACUCAUUCAGUGAUUUCCAAGAGUUGCCUGCUUCUUCAAAAUCAAAUUCUCAGCACGGAAACAGUGCCCCUUCUUUGUUGAUGCCACUUCCUGGAACUAAAGGAUCAGCUUCAGUGGAUAAAUAUGCUGUGUUUAAAGGAAUUGCAGCUGACAAGUCCUCUGAAAAUACUGUUCCGUUUAGAGAGCCUGGUGAUAAAUAUAGUGCUUUCAGAGAACUUGAACAGACAGCAGAGAGUAAAUCUUUAGGAGAAAACUUUGCAGAAUUCAGAUCUGCGGGAAAUGAUGAUGGUUUCACCGAUUUUAAAACCGCCGAUAGUAUCUCACCACUAGAGCCACCAGCAAAAGACAAACCUUUUCCGGCAGCCUUCCCCUCAGGAGCUAUCCAACAGAAACCACAAACACAGGUGAAAAAUCCUCUGAACUUAGCAGACCUAGAUAUGUUUUCCUCAGUUACUUGCAGCAGUGAGAAACCAUUGUCCUUUUCAGCUGCAUUCAGUGCAUCAAAAUCUGUUUCCUCACGACCCCAGCUCACGGGAUCUGUGGCACCCAUGACGACAUUGGCGUCAACUAAAACUUCUAGUUUGGCUGAUGAUUUUGGAGAAUUCAACCUUUUUGGGGAAUAUUCUAGUCCAGCAUCUGUUGGGGAGCAGGAUGACUUUGCAGAUUUUAUGGCUUUCAGUAAUAGUUCUAUUUCAUCUGAGCAAAAGGCAGAUGACAAAUAUGAGGCCCUUAAAGAGGAAAGUAGUCCGGUUCCUCUAAGCAGCAGCGUGAGCAGCACAGUGAAGAACGGACAGAGCUCUGCCGCUGCGUCUACCAAAUACGAUGUCCUCAGACAGCUCUCUCUGGAAGGAUCGGGACUAGGUGUUGAAGAGCUGAAAGAUAACACUCCUUCAGGAAAGAGUGAUGAUGAUUUCGCUGACUUCCACUCCAGUAAAUUUUCUUCCAUGAGCUCGGACAAAUCCCUGGGUGAGAAAGCAGUGGCUUUCAGACACACCAAAGAAGACUCUGCUUCGGUGAAGUCCUUGGAUCUCCCUUCCAUUGGUGGCAGCAGUGCUGGCAAGGAGGACUCUGAAGAUGCACUCUCUGUUCAGUUUGACAUGAAACUGGCUGAUGUGGGAGGAGAUCUUAAGCAUGUCAUGUCUGAUAGCUCUUUGGAUUUACCAACAGUUAGUGGCCAGCAUCCUCCUGCUGCAGAUGUAGAGGACUUAAAAUGUGCUGCUUUUGGAACCUACAGUAGCAAUUUUGCAGUGAGCACACUUACGAGCUAUGACUGGUCAGACAGGGAUGAUGCCUCUCAGGGCAGAAAACUCUCUCCAUUUGUCCUCUCAGCAGGAAGCAGGGCCUCCUCAGCUGCCUCAGCUCUUCAAAAGAAAGAGACUUCAUUUGGCAGUACCGAAAACCUCACCAUGACACCUCUCUCCAAAGUCACAACCCUCACAAGCGAGGAUGCUCUUCCAGAGACGACCUUUCCGGCUUUUGCCAAUUUUAAAGAUGUGAUCCCACAGGCCAGCGAGCAAAAGGAAUAUAAAAGCGAGGACUACAGGGAUUUCGCCAGACAGGACCUGCCUGCGGCUGAACGGAGCCAAGAGGCCACGUGCCCAAGCCCAGCCCCCAGCAGCGCUUCUCACGACACCCCCAAAGAAUGUGCAGAUGACUUUGGAGAGUUUCAAAGUGAAAAGCCCAAAAUCAGCAAAUUUGACUUUUUAGUGGCCAAUUCACAAGGCAAAAUGAAAUCCAGUGAAGAAAUGAUCAAAAGUGAGCUGGCAACCUUUGACCUUUCCGUUCAAGGAUCGCACAAGCGGAGUCUGAGCCUUGGUGAUAAAGAAAUAAGCCGUUCUUCUCCUUCUCCGGCCCUGGAGCAGCCUUUCAGAGACCGCUCCAACACACUGAGCGAGAAGCCCGCCCUGCCCGUCAUCCGCGACAAGUACAAAGACCUGACAGGAGAGGUGGAGGAGAAUGAGAGAUAUGCAUAUGAAUGGCAGCGGUGCCUAGGGAGUGCCCUAGAGGUCAUUAAGAAGGCCAAUGAUACCUUAAAUGGAAUCAGUAGUAGUUCUGUGUGCACAGAAGUAAUUCAGUCAGCUCAAGGCAUGGAAUACUUAUUAGGUGUUGUUGAGGUGUACAGGGUAACCAAACGUGUGGAGCUGGGGAUAAAAGCCACUGCAGUGUGCAGUGAGAAACUCCAGCAGUUGCUGAAGGACAUCGAUAAAGUAUGGAAUAACCUAAUUGGCUUCAUGUCACUCGCCACACUCACGCAAACACCCAUCAGGACUCAGCCACCGUGUUUGGAAGUUCUCAGAAGCAUUCUCUGCCACCACGCUCCUUUCCCCUUGAGUCGGCCUGAUGAAAAUUCACUGGAUUUUUCCUCUUGUAUGCUACGGCCCGGGAUUAAAAACGCUCAGGAGCUUGCUUGUGGGGUGUGCCUUUUAAACGUGGACUCCAGGAGCCGGAAAGAAGAGAAGCCUGCAGAAGAACAUCCUAAAAAAGCGUUCAACUCGGAAACGGACAGCUUCAAGCUGGCGUAUGGAGGACACCAGUAUCAUGCCAGCUGUGCCAAUUUCUGGAUCAACUGUGUCGAACCAAAGCCUCCCGGCCUCAUCCUGCCUGAUUUGCUCUGAAAUUCCUGAAAGCUCCUGUGGGAAGUACUGCCUGAGUUUAUUUUCCAUCACACCCCUUGGGGUGACAGGGACCAAUAAACAGAAUGCGAAUGCUGCAGAGCUCCCCCCACCGCCAUCAAUCUACGUGAAGAAAUCCUCAGGAGGUGGCGGGGGAGGAAGUGCUGCAGAAGUUCCCAGUCUUUCCCCCCAACGACCUUUGCCCCCAGGUUCCCACAGCCAGUCUUUGGUAUUCGAGGUAAAACUGCUCUACCCAAACUGCACUGGAAGUUUGCUGACUUAUCUCUAGUUCUCUUAAGAUGUUUUAAAACAUGGACCACAAUUUUCUUUAUCUAAGGAAUAUUUGCUGCUGCAGUAUUGAAACUGUGAAGAAUUGACAUUUGAAGAAAAAUAAAUUAUUGCUAUAGGACUGGAGUUGGAAGGAUGUUUUGAUCCAGUGUUUGUGUGUAUCUAGAACACUUACUGUUCUGUGAAGUAGAAUGCAUUUAUCCGCAUUUAGUUUAAUAUCUGAAAUGAAUAAAAAGGGGGAAAUUGUGAUUAAACUGGUAUUCUUUUUAUAGAAAAAAAUCUGUUUCUCUCCAUUGGACAAUGACAGGUGGGUGAGGGCAGACUUACCAGCUUUACUGUCGCAACCGACCCAGUUCUCUACUCUUUUCGUUCAUUUCUAAGACUGUCAACUUAUAAGAAAACUUUCUCAAAACAUGCCUGGGAACUUUGCAGUGAGAAGAAUGUUCAUUUUGACAGAGGCCUGAACCUCAGUGUAUCGGGGUGAAUAUCGUUGCCCUUAGGCGCCUUCAGUGAAAGCCUUGUUUUACCUCACACACAGACUGUGAACGUGAUACUUUUUUCAGAUGAGAUUUGGAAAGCCAGCUGAAUGAAAUCUCUUUGCAGAGGCCUCUAGCCAAAUUUCCAGAAAUGACUGCACAGGGACCAAUACCGCAGUAUCUCUGUGAGAGACGGGGAAAUUAAUUCAGGGUUAGAAGGUGGAGCUCCUGGCCUAGCAAGGAGAAAAGUAAGGUGUGUAUUUGUGGUAGAGGCACAUGACUUAGAAGCAAAGGCAGGAAACUGUUCAAAAACAGCACUGAAUUUUAGAAGGAAAAGGCUUAUGCUCUCUGGUAUAGGGAAUUUUCUUUGCCACUUAAAAUGAAUGCAUAAAAUCAGGGGGAUAAAAGCCAAGUGGUUAAAGACUGUUAUUCCUGGGAAGAACCCACCAAACUAGGACACGUUUCUCUCAAUUGUUAAUUACGUGCUUUACGAAGAGAUUUUGAAUCUUGGGUGUUUCACUUUGUAUGGCUUAAGCUCUCUGACCUAGACUUAGUUUUUAUUUGUAAACUGGAAGAGUUGGUUUUGUCUGUGUAAUUGCUGCUUUACAUAAUUAAUUAGAUCGUUUUCCCUCCUGAGGACAAAACUGGAGGAAAUUGUUUUGUUCCACCUUACUACCUCUUACUUCCAUCCGCUCCAAGAAAGGUAGACAUUUUCAUUCCCGAGCUCCUGAAGAGGCUUCUGCUUCACCUGGCUGCGCGCCCGAGUGCACAGAGAACUGUUGAUGAGGUAAAUCUGUUUUUCUCAUUUGCUCCAGAUGAUACCAUGUCCAGCUACUAAUGCCUGGGACAGCUGUCUCUGAAUCGUUACCUUUGCCCUCCACAGAGCCAGUGGGUGUUAGUGACAACACAAGUGGGCUGGUUUCUAGCAGGUUUUGCCUGAGGCCUCUGGGUUCCACUUCAGCCUGUGCAGCACCUAGGGUUUCAACAUGGCACCAGAUUUCAAGCAGCCUUCUAAGUGGUCUCAUACAUUCCAUGAUAGACCAUGAUAAGAAAAUCUACCUUCGCGACAAGAAGUGUCUCGCAGUUGGACAGAAUUUACAUUGCAGAGACAUUUUUCGGACAUGCUGUGUGGACUACUGUUCCGUCACAGUGGUCCAUAUUGAUGACAUUUCAAAAAGUAUGCUCACCUGUUAACUAGAUUGGCUUCCAUUUCUAGAUAUAUUCCAGAAUGCCUCAGAUAAAAGUCCUAAGUAUAAUUACUGCUGACCUUACCAAGUAUGAUAGGUUUAGUCACUCCAUGGGAGGUGCCAGGGGAAAAUACAGCAGACAUCAAUAAAAAGCCUUUGCUAUAAAGAGUAUUCACUACUUUCAGUAUCUGUUUAGUACUGGAAAUGUUUUAUUAGAUCCACCAGUAAAGAUUUGGGGAGUGUGGAAUACCGUUGCAUUGAUUUUCUUUAUGCAGGUUUAUUAAAAUGUGUCAACACUGCAUGCAGCUUCACCUCAGCGCUUGCUAGCCAAGAGCCCAGUGUCCUUGGAAACAGUAACCAAGGUUACUUACUUCCAUAUAGUGCAUUGUGCAAGCUGCUUCACCCCCUUCUUGAGUGGCAGUUGGUAAGCAGUUUUGGUGUUGUAUUUUGCCUUUAAAUUUUUUAUGGCUUAGUGUGUCAUUUUUGUCUGGACAUGCUUGAGGUAGAAGCAGCACAGGGUAUAUUAGGAUAUUAUCCAUGCUUUAUUUUUCCUGUGGCUACUAGUUAGUUCAUAUAGGUUGCAUAUUUUAAAUUAUUUGAGUAUCUUUUGUGUGCAUAUGCAUAAUUCUUCGCUGAUUUACAGAUGCCUUCGACUUGCCUUUUAUUUAAUGACUAGCGUGUUCUUAAGAUUUGAAAUUAUAGGGCCUUUAUGUUAUAGAAAUCUGAAAUGUUUGCUCUGCACUGGGGAUCACUACAAAAUAUCCUGUCACACCUUGGAGGUCACGUACCUUCCUUCGUGACCUUUAGCUAAUAAACUCCAACAUUUAGAUUGGAAAGGUGUUAGGCUUCCCAAGUGCUAAGUUACAUCCCAGUAGCGGCAUUUGCCAGGAUUUCUGCAGGAACUUUUUCUUAAUUACCAAGAACAUUCUCUUGCUGUGUACAAUUUGAGUUUUGCACAUUUAUCCAGAGACUACCAGACUUACUAGAGUUUGCCUCCAUACUGUAGAAGCCGUAGCCUCCACAGCCAGUUUGUUUUUUCUGAUUGAUUUUUGAUCAUGUGCUGCUGAGGCAUUUAUGGGGUGCUCUGAUUUCCCAUAGAAACUAUUAAUUUCAUUUUAAUUUUCCCUUCUAGGCAGUAAUGGUGCAUGCUUAUAAAAGUGGACAAAGUGUAUAAAAUAAGAAAAGGUGGAAUUUAGAGGGAAACCAUUGCCACAAACCAGGUAAAAUCUGGAGGAUAUAAUGUAUAGAAAUAUGUGGCUACUGGCAUUAUAUGUAGGGCUUCUUGCCAAAAAGACUGAAAAUCUAGGAAAUUUUUCUACAGAUAAGCAAGGAAAUGAAGUAAAACAAAGCCGUUGCUGGGACAAGCCGCUCCCCUAUAAAAGCAAGGAGCAACCUGCUAACAAACACCCAGUGGUUUCCCAGGAGCGUGCAAUAGAGAAGAGCUAAUAGAAACUUCUACCAAGUCCCAUCCAGUUUCUGGGGGCUUCCCUGGUGGCGCAGUGGUUAAGAAUCCGCCUGCCAAUGCAGGGGACACGUGUUCAAGCCUUGGUCCGGGAAGAUCCCACAUGCCGGAGAGCAACUAAGCCCAUGUGCCACAACUACUGAGCCUGCACUCCAGAGCCCAUGUGCACAAUGACUGAAGCCCACAUGCCUAGAGCCCGUGCUCCGCAACAAGAGAAGCCACCGCAAUGAGAAGCCUGUGCUCCGCAACGAAGAGCAGCCCCCACUGGCCACAACUAGAGAAAGCCUGCGCGCAGCAACGAAGACUCAGUGCAGCCAAAAAUAAAUACGUUUUUAAAGUUUAUAAAAAAACAAAAAAAGUUUCUUUGAUGGAGGACUCACUGCUUUGGUGCCCUCCAGUUCCCAAGAGACAACUGAAAACUGUACCUUUUAUUAGAGUGUACACUGUGCUGUUUUCUACUGUUCCAACACUGUGAGUGAGGUUAAUACCUGCCCAUCUGCAAGGAUGGGCAGUGCUGACAUGAUUCAAGGGGGAUGUCUGAUUUAAGGAGCAUUCAUAAUUAUCACAGGAGCCGUAUUUUAAUAGCUGUUGGAGAGCAUCUUUCUUCCCUCAUCCACACACAUACACACACACACACCCUGAAAUUCUUAUCAGUAAAAAUUCCAAUAUGUUAAGCAGAUAUAUUUAUUAAAAAUAAUGCUAAUAUAGUCCUGGGGCACACUGAUUCCAACAGAGUGUUUGCAGAUUCCAUUAUAAUUAACAGCUAAAUAAUAAAGGCUUGUUUUUUAACUUACAGAGUCACUAAAUAAUAGGAGGAAAGGAAAGAGGGCUGAUCCAGUAGAGACUGACACUGGUAUCAAUGUUCCCUAAGCAUUUGUUUGGUCGGCAGCCUUGGGCAAAGCGUGUAUCUAAAGGGUUAAUCGGGGCCCAAAGUGAUUUUUUGCACUGAGCUCCUCCCAUGAUGCCAAAAGGCAUGGGAUUGAGAAUAGAGCAGAACCAGUUUAUUAAACUGUUCAAAUUGUUAAAAAGGAUUAAAAGCCAGUUAAAGAUUUUCAUAAACACUAUUCCAAAAUGUUAGUUUUAAAAAUGUCAGUAGCCAUGUAAGCAUUCCCCUUACGUUCCUCCCCUCCCUCCUUUCUCUCUUAAGAUAGACAUGAACACCCAGUGUAAAAAACACUUCAGGGAGAACCAAAAGUCAACCAUUUGGAAAGAAAGGUGAAGAGGGGAGCAGACGCGUGCAGCAGAUGCUGGUACUGCUCAAGGGGCUGCUGAUGCAGGCUUUGGUGACUUAUAUCCCCCAGUAAGGCAUCAGGUGUCGGGACUCCUUCUCGUAAACGUCUGGAACUAUGCCAUAAGGUGUCUGUACCAUUUUAACUGUCGACUUCCCAAAGAGCUGGCGCUCGUAGUCUAUCAGCUGCCUCCAGAAGCCCACGUUGGGCCUGAUGACGGGCCUCCGGGCUUUCACCCAGGUGUACGCCUCCAGCAGGCACACGUUGUGGUAUUUCAUCAGGUAUGCGAUGCAGAGCGUGGCCGAGCGGCUGACCCCUGCAGCACAGUGCACCAAGGUGGCCCCGUGUUUCCUGCUCACGCUGUGGAUCUUGUCAGCCACGGUGUCAAAGUAGAGUCCAAUGGGGGCAUGAGGCAUGUCAGCCAGAGGCACUUUAACAUAUUCAAACUGGGGCCAGUUGAAAUUGGGGAUCUCGAUGGUAGCAUUAACAAUGCAGGUGAUGCCACGAGCCUGGAGGAGGUGCCGGUUGGAGGCUAUACUGCCUCUGCCCAGGAAGAGCGAGGAAGUGAUUUGAGCAAUGCCUCCUAUGUCUCCCUCAGAAAUCAUCCGAGGGGCCAUGAGAGUCCGUGGUAGCGUGCUGUGACCUCUGGAGCUCAUGAAGACGCCAGCAGUCACACUUGCAUCAUUGGAAGUAAGACCAGAGUGUUUUGUUUUCCUCCACCAAGGAACUGGAAAUUACAGUCACUUUCCUGCAAAAUACAGGUAUAUAUCAGUACUUUAAAUGCUACUGAUUCAUCACAGCCUUCUGCAGUGUUUGUGGAAUGGGAAGGUAAAAGGAUUAGAAAUGCUUAUUUUCUAUAAUGUGUGCUUUCCAGGACGUAGACAAAUCAUUUUCAUCGAUUAACAGUUAGGAAAAGUAGUCUAAGAUGCCAAUAUGCAAAACCAAUGUAAAAGUCAGCACUCUGGUGAUUUUUUUUUUUUUAAAGGCACUAAAUAGAAAGUCAUCCUAUUUUAGGAAAAGUUAAAGACAGAAAGAAGCCCAACUACUCCCUGAACAACAACCUUGCAGGGUCUUGCUCUUAUUGAAGGGAGUGGUGUUCCCUGGUAAUCAGGAAGAAAUCAGAACUUGUGAUCCUUUCUGUGGCCAUGUUCUUUCAUAUACUUCUCUUGCCUACCUCCACAUCCAUGAUGGCCAUAUUCUCCUAAACCUAAAUCUAGACAUAGAGAUCGUACAUAGAUUAUACUUACAAAGUAUAAAAACGAUAUCGCUUUAGGUAAUACAUCCAAUGCAUGGCCUUUGCAGACUAAAGAGAUACUGAAUUGGAUCAGUUACAGAAAAGCCAGGACAUAUGGUCACCUUAGCCCUUUAUAAUUUAAAAAACAGCUAACUAUCAUAUUUGUGACAUUUGAAUACCUGUGCUAUGUCAUUUCCGUGGAAACAAUCCUAGGCAAUUUGAAGGCCAUGGUCUCAAAAAUUCAUUCGUCUAAGUUAAUGAGCAUUUUAGCUGACCUGACCCCGGGUGUGGCUAAAUUACUUCACCUUCCUCAGCCAAUUCUAAGCUCCAAGAUGUAUCCCACUGGCUUAAGAUGUAUUGGAAUUAAAAUUUAACAUUUGAACAUCUAUAUUUCAUUAGUACAGUAGUUAUUAUAAAAGACAUUCAAUAUUAUAUAAUCUCUAUGUAGUCUUUCAUACCACUUUAUAGUCUGUGCCCUCUGAGAAGUGUGCUUAUCCCCACCCAGGGUACCGUAGGGAUGCCCACGGUGAUUUCAGUUAGACAGGAACAUCCCCGGUUCCACAGACUGGUGAUGUUGGGACUACUCACUUGAGGAGUCUGAUUACUCUGGCGUCCUGCGUCUGCAAAGUCCUAAGUGAGUGAGUGCUGAUGAGAGUGGAUACAACUCAGAUCUGCAGAAAGACAAAGAGGCAAGAAUAUGGUCAAUCAGGAAGUUCAAAAGAAUUCCUCCUGGGUUUUGUUUGUUUGUUUACGGUACGCGGGCCUCUCACUGCUGCGGCGCACAAGCUCCUGACGCGCAGGCUCAGCGGCCAUGGCUCACGGGCCCAGCCAAUCCACGGCACGCGGGAUCCUCCCGGACCGGGGCACAAACCCGCAACCCGUGCAUCGGCAGGCGGACUCUCAACCACUGCGCCACCAGGGAAACCCUCCUCCUGGGUUUUUACUACGAAAUUGGGUUUGACUGGAAUAAAUCUAGGAAGUGGAAAGCAUGUUAAAUAUAUCUCCAUGUGCCUUUAAAGAAUGUGCCAGUAAGAAAUAUCAACCCAAGUCUCAGAUUUCUGUUAAUGACACACAACCCACGGUGUGAAAAAUAUUAAGUGCUGUUUUGGCCACAACCGAGAUGAAUUUGAGAGGAGAUUCAGAGACUACAACAUGCUGAAAUGUAAGGCUCUGCUCAGGGGGCCAGCAAGAGAUGCAGAGCAAGCUGGACUCUCUUCCCUGUGCCCACAGUCCACCUGGUAGUGUGGGACUGUUUGCAGCGUGCUAGAUGCUACAGUGGGUGCAGCAGCCAGCCAGCUUUGUGAAGAGCCGUGCUGCAGAGGUGGCUGCAGCUCUGAACGUCAACUACAGGAGGUGCUGGUGGUGGACAGCAAUUUGAAAUUGCUUUCAUUUUGUAUUCUCUUCCAGGUUGGCCCUCUUAUUUACUCAUUUAUGUAACGAUAUGAACACCAAUCAGUAUCAUUAAAAAUGUGUUCCUUCCCCAGUGGCAUGCAAAUCAAUGAAGUUAGAACACACCCUCACAAAACAUAACUCAAAAUGGCUUAAAGACUUAAAUAUAAGACAUGACACCAUAAAACUCCUAGAAGAGAACACAGGCAAAAACAUUCUCUGACAUAAAUUGUACCGCUGUUCUCUUAGGUCAGGCUCCCAAGGCAACAGAAAUCAAACAAAACCAUAAACAAAACAAAACGACAACCUACAGACUGGGAGGAAAUAUUUGCCAAUGAUGCCACUGACAAGGGCCUAAUUUCCAGUAUAUACGAACGGCUUAUACGACUCAACAACAAAAACACAACACAAUUGAAAAAUGGGCAGAAGACCUAAACAGACUGCUCCAAAGAAACACGGACAGCCCAUAAGCACGUGAAAAGAUGCACAACAUCGCUAAUCAUUACAGAAAUGCAAAUCAAAACUACAAUGAGGUACCACCUCACACCAGUCAGAAUGGCCAUCAUCAAAAAGUCUACAAACAAUAAAUGCUGGAGAGGGUGUGGAGAAAAGGGAACCCUCCUGCACUGUUGGUGGGAAUGUAAACUGGUGCAGCCACUGUGGAGAACAGUGUGGAGGUUCCUCAAAAAACUGGAAAUAGAGUUGCCAUAUGAUCCUGCAACCCCACUCCUGGGCAUAUACCCAGACAAAACUGUAAUUUGAAAAGAUACAUGCACCCCUAUGUUCAUAGCAGCACUAUUUACAAUAGCCAAGACAUGGAAACAGUCUAAAUGCCUAUCGACAGAUGAAUGCAUAAAGAUGCGAUACAUAUAUACAGUGGAAUACUACUCAGCCAUAAAAAAAGAAUGAAGUAAUGCUAUUUGCAGCAACGUGGAUGGAUCUAGAGAUUCUCAUUCUAAGCGAAGUCAGAAAGAGAAAGACAAAUACCAUAUGAUAUCACUUAUAUGUGGAAUGUAAAAUACGACACAAAUGAGCAUAUCUACAAAACAGACUUACAGACAUAGAG